UGUUCCAGCGAAUGUGGCUUCGGGCAGAGAACUCGUGACGUCACUUGCGUGGACACGGAAGAGUCAGAGGUCAGUGUACGUCUGUGCAGCGCUCAGGUGAAGCCUUCGGUGGAAGAGAUCUGUGAUAUGGGAUCGUGUGCUCAGGGAUGGUUCCACACCAAGUGGUCAAAAGAGUGUUCCGUGGAAUGUGGUCGGGGUCACUAUGUCCGCCAGGUCUACUGCUCGGCAGCUGAUGGCUCGCCCCUGGCCGAGCACAAGUGUGGCGGGAAAGACAGCAAGCCAAAGGAGAAGAAGAAGUGCAAGAGCAGUAAGCCGUGUGGUGGUCUGUGGUUCGCGGGACCCUGGUCUAAGUGCAACUCCACCUGUGGCUCUGAUGCCUACCGCGAGAGGGAGGUCCUUUGUGUAAAACGUCAUGGGAAAAGGCUGAACCAUGUGGUCAAGGGACAUAACUGCGAGAAAGAGAAGAAACCUCAAAGUCGAGAGUGGUGCGGUCCCCUGGCAACAUGUAAACCACAGUGGUACAUGACGGCCUGGUCUGAGUGCAGCAAGUCUUGUGGCACAGGGGUCAGAACGCGAGAGGCUAAGUGUCUGGACUCUACACUGACAGCCAGCCCUGACUGCGACAAAUCCCACAAGCCCAACAGACGACAGUCAUGUAACAAGCAACCCUGCCCAGAUGGAUUUGCAGAGUUCUCAGAGACGCCAGCGGCUUCUCAGAAUGAGGCUUUACAAAUGGAUGGUUCGUCGGCUGCCAGCAAAGUUGAUGACGUGAGUGAGUGCAGUGACCAGCAGAGCUCUAGUUGGUGCUACAUGGCCAGCCAGGCACGACUCUGCACCAUUCCAUACUACAAGGAUAUGUGCUGUCUAACGUGCCGGAAAAUGUUACCCAAGCCCCACUGAUGCACUGUUGGCAGAAGUUAGCACAUAUUAUUUGUAGACAUGAAUGUUUCUUUAUAACGAUUAGUUAUAAUUGUUGACUGCGCACCACAUGACUGUUUCAGGGAGGAGUGCAUUGAUUGAUAGUGAUGUUGGCACGUACCGUGCAGGGCCUACUUGGCGUGGUUUGUGUCUGAGGGCAGAGGGGAACUGGACGCACAAAGGUACAUGUAUCUGGAACUUUGAAUGGGGGGGGAGAGAAAAUUACUGAGUAAGUGAAAAUUAUAACCAUAUCGACCUGACACGGAAAUUAAAUCAUUUUAAAGAGUCAUUCAAUUUGAAGUGCAUAUGUGGUAUGCAUAUUAUGCCAAAAAAUGUAUUGCGCCCACCCCCAUCCCCCUUUCCCCCACAAGCCUACUGUUUUAUAAACCACGUGGGUUGAGCAUCCUUCUGAUCGUGAGUUUGGGAUGCUGUCUUCUUUUAUAAUGUCCCAAAGCUGAAAGGCCAGACAAUGGUCUUUGUUGAAGUUUAUGCACAUGCUCCCGGUAGCAGCAUGGGGCUAAUGUAUAGUAUAUCUUUAUGUCCGUAUGAGAUGCUGUUUGAAAUUAUGCUUCCUGUAUGGAAGACUUAAGUCCCUAUGCGUGAAGGAUGGCUGUUGUUUGAGGCUGGAUGACGGGUGGUAUUAUUCUAAAGGUGAUGAUUGCUUCAGGGGAGGACCAAAAUGUUCAUGACUUUGGUAACGACAUCUGAAGUAGUCAAAACAAUGACUAGGGACCGCGAUAAGUACAAAGGUAAUAAUGAUGAAA
This is a messenger RNA of Aplysia californica (California sea hare), 1682 nucleotides long. Its product is annotated as thrombospondin type-1 domain-containing protein 4. The record is from RefSeq and is a predicted model, not a curated record. NCBI's taxonomy places the organism in Eukaryota, Metazoa, Mollusca, Gastropoda, Aplysiida, Aplysiidae. Gene Ontology annotation, biological process: extracellular matrix organization. Gene Ontology annotation, cellular component: extracellular matrix. Gene Ontology annotation, molecular function: metalloendopeptidase activity.